Quercus robur (English oak) is the source of this 2501-nucleotide messenger RNA. RefSeq names its product pentatricopeptide repeat-containing protein At1g61870, mitochondrial-like. Gene Ontology annotation, molecular function: protein binding. The record is from RefSeq and is a predicted model, not a curated record. The coding region runs from base 164 to 1384 and encodes 406 amino acids. Lineage: Eukaryota; Viridiplantae; Streptophyta; Magnoliopsida; Fagales; Fagaceae. The transcript has 2 exons.
CUUCUCUAUUCAGAAACACUAAAACCCUAGAAAAAACUCACUUGCUUAACUCAGUCACACACACACACCCACUUCACUAAAACCCCAAUCAUUCUCUCAGAAUCAAAAUCCAUUUCUGAUUUACUCUCUCUUCAUUUCUCUCGAACCCAAAAAAUAAAAAACCAUGUCCCUCACCACUCGUCUCCGCCACUCCCUCACCUACUCCCACCGCGUCGCCACCCACCUCCAUCACUUCUACUCCACCUCAUCCAUCCUCUCCCAAAACUCCUCCACCCCACUCUCCUCCAAGUCCAAGACCCGAUCGGCACUCUCCCUCCUCAAAUCCGAGCAAAACCCACACAAAAUCCUCGAAAUCUGCCACGCCGCUUCUCUCACCCCCGAGUCCCACCUCGACCGCGUCGCUUUCUCCGUCGCCAUUUCCAAGCUCUCCGAAUCCAACCACUUCGACACAAUCCGCCAGUUCCUCGACGACCUCCUAACCUCUCGCCCCGACCUCAAAACGGAGCGUUUCGCUUCUCACGCUAUCGUUCUGUACGGUCAAGCCAAGAUGAUCCCACAAGCCAUUGACACUUUCAAGCGAAUUCACGAUCUGGGUAUUCCUCGAACCGUUAAAUCUCUCAACGCUUUGCUUUUUGCUUGUCUUUUGUCUAAGGAUUACAAGGAGCUGAACCGGGUUUAUAUUGAGUUUCCGAAGUUUUAUGAGAUUCUGCCGAAUUUGGAUACGUUUAAUACGGUGAUUAAAGGGUUUUCGGAAUCGGGUUCGACCAGUUCUGGGUACUCUGUCUUGGCUGAGAUGGAGAGGAAGUCUGUGAAGCCGAAUGCCACUACUUUUGGGAAUUUGCUUGCUGGGUUUUAUAAGGAGGAGAAGUUUGAGGAUGUUGGGAAAGUUUUGAAAUUGAUGGAGAGCCAUGGAGUGAAUAGGGGUAUUGGUACUUAUAACAUUAGGAUUCAGAGUUUGUGUAAGUUGAAGAAGUCUUCUGAGGCUAAGGCUUUGAUGGAUGGAAUGUUGUCGAGGGGGAUGAAGCCGAAUUCGGAUACUUAUUCCCAUUUGAUUCAUGGGUUUUGUAAGGAAGGGGAUUUGGAGGAAGGUAAGAAGCUCUUGAAGAGUAUGAAGAGUAGGGGUAUUCAACCGAGUAGCGAUUGUUAUUAUUCAUUGGUGUAUUUCCUGUGCCAAGGAAAGGAUUUCGAUGCUGCCUUAUCCAUUGCUAAGGAGAGUAUGGAGAAGGGUUGGGUCCCGAAUUUUGGGACAAUGAAGUCGCUCGUGGAGGGACUUGUGGGAGUUUCGAAGGUUGAUGAGGCUCGAGAGGUUAUUAAACAAGUCAAGGAGAAAGUCACAAAGAAUGUCGAAAUGUGGGAUGAAAUUGAAGCUGGCUUGCCUCAGUAAAAAGAAUUGCUUGGUGGUGCAAGCUGAAUGAGAUUAUGGAAAUUUAUUUGAUGAUCACGAAAUGUAUUCAUGGGAAACGGAUAGAGGUUCCCAUGAUGUCAUCAACUCCAUUGUUUAGAAAGUUCUUUUGACCACCUCAUGGAGUAAUUUGUUUCUGUGUGCAUGUUAUCCUAAUCACGUACUUCAAGAGCAAGGGAACAAUUCUCUGUAAUAUUCUUGUAAAUAUACAUACAUUAAUGCAUUCACACUUUUAAACUUUUUACUUCUCAUUGUAAUGUGGGCAAGCCCUUACUUGACGACACUAAUGUGCACUUUAGAUCAUAUUAGAAUUGAAAAAACGAAAAAAGGGUAAAUAUUUCAUGUAUCAACUUGGAGGCCUUGAAUUUAUUUAAGUCCAGAACUUUAGUGGCAGUAGGUCCUGAUGUUAUAUUUUAAAUAUUUGGAUUCCUGGCAAUUAAGUAGGGAGCUGCUCAGGAGAUGCUAACUGACCCAAGGUCAUUAGCAUUACGCACUGUAUUAUGAAUGUGGAACAAAAUUUUGGGGAAAAAAAACUUCUAAUGUAUUUGGCAACCUGGAAUUCUAUACCGGCACUGAGCAAAAACUCUGAUUCAGCAAGGAUUCGUUUGAUUGAUAUAAGUGUUUAUGCUAUAGAAAGACUUUUUGAUUGAAAAAGAGCUGCUGUUAUGAGAUUCUUGUGGGUUCUGAUUCAGCAAGUUGUCUUUUGUGUUAUGCUUGAUCUGGAUAACUGAUAAGAAGCGGGAGUUUGUGGCCAUUAUCUAUCUGCAAGGUGCUUCGUGUACUUGGAGGAAGACUGUAUGGAGAUUCAUUUUGAACCCCUUAGUACCUCCUGGAAUGAGGUUUUUGAAGGAGGUUGUUUCCUUGAUGAUGUGUAUAGUAGCUACUUGUUUCUUGGUAGAAGCUUAUUGCCCUCUAGCAGGUUCCAGUGAUCUCUGGAAAAUUGGCAUAGAUUAAGACAUCUCAAGUUUGAUAUGUUAGUAGAUGUGCAUCAAGAGUUCCUCUUGAUAUUGCUUUUGAAGCUCUACUGUUGAUGUAAAUCUUGUUUGGUUGCAAUUGAACAUUUUAAGUCAUUAUUAUCUCCUUCUAGAGAGACUAUUGA